GUCCUUCGUCGCUGUGGUCGUUGGUUGCCUGAGCGCAUGGGCCGUGUGCCAGUGCUUUGUGAGCUCGCCCGUCGCGAAUCGCGAGGUCAAUGUGGCUGCAGCUGCGGCGGUGAAGUACGAAACGGACAUGCCUGCUGAGAACGGCGUCUACCCCGUGGGCAACGCCAAGCGGACGGCGCCCUACGGCGAGCGCGACCCCCUGCCGGAGGGUUACGGCAUCCGCACUGGCCUGUCGGACUUGCUGAAGCCCCUGAACGCGGAGGCAGGCGUUGUUGCGAAGGAGGACAGCAUCCCGACCGUCUUGGUCAUGGUGACUGGCAUCGUCAUGCUUUUCCUGUUCUACUUGCUGCUGUUGCUCCUCGACAACCAGUCCGUUCUGCUGCCGCCGGAGGAUGAGUUCGACGAGUACGUGCAGAACUUCCUCCCGUACUUCUUCUUCGGCGAGAAGUGA
Messenger RNA from Symbiodinium sp. CCMP2456, 451 nucleotides. NCBI's taxonomy places the organism in Eukaryota, Dinophyceae, Suessiales, Symbiodiniaceae. The record is from the annotation of a GenBank genome assembly.